Struthio camelus australis is the source of this 1653-nucleotide messenger RNA. Lineage: Eukaryota; Metazoa; Chordata; Aves; Struthioniformes; Struthionidae. The record is from RefSeq and is a predicted model, not a curated record.
CGUUUUCCUUAUGUUGCUGCCAGUCUCCUCCCUGGCUGGUAAUUUCUACUCUGCUCAAAACACUGGGCCAUGCCAUGGCAGCAGUGCUUCUUGCUCACUUCUGCUGCUGCUAGAGAUGACACUGUCAUCACCAGAUCUUUCAGUCAUUCAGACCCUUCACAACCAAACUUUUCUAGACCAUAGCAAGCUACCUAUCUGCAGAAGGAUUACUCUCUCAUCUCUGAAGAGGGACAUCUCUCAUGAUGCCGAGCAGCCUGGCCCAAGUGGGAUGCAGAAAGUACCCGAUUUUAAUUGGAUGGAACCGGGCCAGGCUUUGACUUUUAUUGGCCACCAGGAAACAGAAGGGAAAGGAAAUAUUCACACAGGAGCAAGACCUCCCUGGCUAAUAAACGAAGAGGAGGAGGUUGGAAGCCAGCAACAAAUUGGACCAUCAUAUGAGGAAUUUCUCAAAGAAAAGGAGAAGCAGAAGCUGAAAAAGCUCCCAGCAGAUCGCGUCGGUGCCAACUUUGACCAUACCUCUCAGACAGGCGACAGCUGGCUUCCUUCCUUCGGGCGGGUUUGGAACCAUGGCAGGAGGUGGCAGUCCAGGCAUCAAUUUAGAGCUGAAUCGGGGGAAAAGAAGAAAAAAAGGUGAUCAGAAAAAGAGCACAAAAGAGACCAAACUGAGACCCUUGUGAAAAGGUGGACCGUAGGUAAGCUGCAGCUUUGUCAUGGCUGCUGCUGCCAGGUUUGGCUCUAUGUAUCCAUCUAGAUGUGUUCAGUUCCCUGGAAGGCAAGCUGACCCAAGGAUAAUCCUAUGGGUUGAGUAGUUUUGCUGAAGGCUACUCUGCAAGGGAUGUUGCAGUAGAUUUAUUCCCCCUGUAAUGGACAUGUAAUAAUCAUCCAGGCACUGCAUUUUGAAGUCAUAAAUUACACAAAGGCAAAACCUGCCAGUGAGGAAGGUCUCCUGCCUGUUUGCUUUUAUCUUGGUAUCGGGAAGCCUGGCUUAUACAGCACAUGGUGCCAGUGUCCUACGUUGCUGUACAGCAUGGCAUGCCUCUAAAUAAACUCGUUGAGAAAUAAACUUUUUUAAAAAUCACUUUUGUUAAUAGACCAAUAGAAACUCAUUUCAGAGGCAGAGGUAGCAGCUCUCAGGGCAACUGAUGCCACGUUGUUUUACUUCCAACGCUUCAAAACAUAACCUUCAGGGAAAGGAGUCCAGUUCUGCCCCACCUCUGAGGUGACCAUAAUCAGUUCUCCACAGAGGAAAGGAGGCUUUAAAAACCUUCCCUAUGGUCAGUUGUUCCUCUUCAUUCAAACAAAAUAUUUACAGCCUUAUUUAGAGCUGCUUACCUGUACUUGCCCACCUGAUACUGACCUGACGUGCUGUUUCCUUGUGUACACUGAAACAUGCGGGUACUGCUUGUUUAGACAGAGUUUAAAUGCGUAAUCAAAAUACUCCCAUUAACACCUUCACUAUCUAGAAUGCAAGAAACCCAAGGUUUACAUUUUUUUUCCUACUAGAAAAGCUGAAUACAGUUUUAUAUUAUUUUAGCAAUUAGUGAUGUUAAAAGUUCCUUCCAAUUUUACAACAUAAAAGAAUGCUUAUGGCACAUUUGUAACAACGCGUGAAUGCUAAAGGCUUGGCAAAAACUGGCUGAUACAGGAAGAUAC